Acanthoscelides obtectus is the source of this 636-nucleotide messenger RNA. Lineage: Eukaryota; Metazoa; Arthropoda; Insecta; Coleoptera; Chrysomelidae. The record is from the annotation of a GenBank genome assembly.
AUGAAAUGGUUAGACAAACGUCCUGUCUUGAUGAUCAGCACGUGCCCAAGCCACCAGGCAGAACUCAAGGCAACGGGAAAGAAAACUAGAAAAGGAGAAGACACCUUCAAGCCUCAAGCAGUCAUUGAUUACAAUAAUGCUAAGAAAGGCGUCGACAUUUCAGAACAAAUGUCCAGCUAUUAUACCUGUAUCAGAAAAAGUAUCAAGUGGUAUAAAAAAGUAUUCUUUGAAAUACUGCUUGGCACAUGCAUGGUGAACUCGUGGGUGAUUUACUAUGGCAGAAAUGCGAAAAAACUUUCUAUGCUGCAGUUUCGUGAAAAAGUUGCAAGGGGCUUGUUGGAGGAAGAAGACAUUGAAGAAAAUAUAAAACCUGAAGAUAUUGCCGCUAACGUGCCCGAACAAAGAGUGACAAAGAGACCUCGAGCUAGUAGCAGAAUCGCUCAUCAUAAGAUGCAAAAAUAUGAUGGCACGGUAAGAAUGAUUCGGAAGAGAUGUACCUCAUGUUACCGAAAACUCCAGAGCACAAGCGGUGUCAAAGAGGCUAGAAAUAAAGCCAAGCGUGUUUCUACAUUUUGUAAAGAUUGCCCAGAGCAACCGACACUAUGCCUUCAAUGUUUUAAUGAAAUUCAUAAGUAA